Sardina pilchardus (European sardine) is the source of this 2103-nucleotide messenger RNA. Its product is annotated as cingulin-like. The coding region runs from base 48 to 2072 and encodes 674 amino acids. NCBI's taxonomy places the organism in Eukaryota, Metazoa, Chordata, Actinopteri, Clupeiformes, Clupeidae. The transcript has 9 exons. The record is from RefSeq and is a predicted model, not a curated record.
AGUGGCGCUCUCCUUCAGUCGCUGGGCAUGAGAGACAACUCGAUGAGAUGGAAACAGGGGAUUUUACCGCUCCUAGCACGGAGACGCCUGUUAAGGUUGAGGUAGCCCAAAACAAUCAUGUCAGUGGCAGAAGCAGUCCAGAACCCGAGUCUGUCAGCGACAGCGACUCGGCAGAAAGCGUCAGCGAAACCUACAGUAUUUUGAUGGAAGAACUACACAAAGAAAUAGAUGAAUGUGGUGUUUUGCACAAAGGGGAGCUCCAGGACUUUCUGUGUUCUAAACUGAAGCCUCUGUUAGACAAAUUUGCCAGUGGAAUGUCCAGGGUUCAGCGCUUGUCUGAGCAGCUUCAGCAAGCUCUGGAGCUCACAGGGACACCCUCUCUAGAGGACAAAGACUUUCUGGACAGGCAGGCCAAACUCUUUGUGCCCUCCCUCAAGGAUACACUCUCCAAGAUUGGACUGGAAAAAAACAUGGAUGACCUGCAGAGCUACCUGAUCUCGUCUGACCGCGCGUGCCUACUCUCAGACCUGGAGGCCCUGCGGAUGGAGCUGAGGGACGGCCAGCAGCGCCACCAGGUCACCACCCUGAGCCUGCAGCAGUCGCUGCGCGCCACCGAAGAGCACUACCAGGCCCUGGUGGGCUGCCUGCAGGAGGGGCUCCGCUCCACCGAGACCCAGGUGCGCUGCCUGCAACAGCUCCUCCAGGCGUCCGAGGAGAAGACCGAGGCGCUCCGCCACGGCCUGGACACCGUCCAGCAGGAGAACCUGGGCCUGCGGCGGGACCUGGGCCUCUCCGAGGACGGCCUGCGGGAGCUGAGGCAAGAGCUGGGCGGCUACGAGGGCCGCGUGCAGGCCCUGAGGCUGGACCUCGGCACCUCGGAGGAGAGCGCGCAGCUGCUGCGGAUGAACCUGGGCGCCUCCGAGGAGCUGUGCCGGGCACUGCAGCAGCAGCUGCUGGUGUCCGAGCAGAAGGGCCAGGCGCUGCAGGAGGCCGCCGCCUUCUGGGAGAGCCGGGCGCACGACGCCGAGGCCCAGGGGCAGCGGCGCCAGGAGGAGCAGCGGGCCGAGCACAAGCGGGAGGUGCGGGAGCUCACGCGCGCCCUGGGCAGCAGCAGGGAGAGGCUGGACAGCCAGCAGCAGGAGACGCAGAGGAGUCUGGACGAGGCGGCGCAGAGGGAGAGAGCCCUGCAGGACGCAGUGACCACAGAACAGGCGCAGCGCCAGAGGCAGGUGGAGAAGCUCCAGCAGGACGCCGACAGGGCCGAGGAGGAGAAGGUGGUGGCGGUGCAGACCCUGCGUGGACAGAUAAUUGGUCUGAAAAAUCAACUGCUGGAGGAACUCUGCAGGGCAAACAAAAAGUUGGAGGGACUAGCUAAUUCUGAGAAGGAGCUCCAAGACACUAUUAAGAAUCUAAGAACAGCCCUGAAACAGCAGAUGAAGGGCCGUGAUCUAGCCCUGGACUGCCUGAGGAGGCGGCAUCAUGACGUGGCUAAAACCCAACGCCUCCUGGAGGCCAACAUCCAGUACUGCAGCCAGGCCCCAGUGCGUCCAGAGGCAGGGGCCCCACACGAGGCCCCUCUGACGGCCCAGAGUGCUCUGCUCCAGCCCCAGGACAUGCGACAGGACCUGCAGGAGGUGAAGGCUCACCUGCAGUCGGCCUUGGACAAGGAGGAGGAGGAGGAGGAGGCGGAGACAUCAGGGCGGCGUGAGGCCGGGGAGGUGAAAGAGGAGUGGCAGGAGGUGCUGAGACGAGCGGAGGAGUGGCAGAGAGAGGCUGAGAGGCUGGUGAGACUCACGGAGGAGCUGGUGCCUCCUUCUCCCCAGGGUGCACUGCCCGUGAGCAGUCUUGAGUAUGUGAAGGUGGACAGCACACAGAAAGGAGACGAGAGAGAGGCUACUGACGGAGCAUGCGCUCAGUCCACUCUGCCCAAUAUGAGCCCUCUGCCCCGCCCACACUCUGCAGGCAUGGUCUUACAAAGUUCAUUUUCAGAAGAGUCUGCUGGAGUUUCUUCGAACGUCAUAGUCUACACAUUACGGGAUACAAUGCUGUCUAUUAAGUUUAUAAAUGCAUAAUUAAUAAUUCAUUAAAUUUUUUGCAAUUUGA